UUAGUUGUGGCAAUACUUCCAGCAAAAAUGGCCAGUGGAAACUUGGUUGUCAUGCCCUCUACAGAAGUGAACAUCCAAACAGCCUCUGGGUUGCCUGGUCCUACUGUUCAGGCAUCUGGAGCAACUCCAUAUCCUCAGCAUGGAGCUCAGCAACUUGGUACUUCCACCAGUGCUCCUCAGCAAGUCCCCAGAAAGAGUUCUUUGGAGAAAUUCCUCAAGGCUGAGACCAAAGUAUUUGGGGCUGUCCAAAUUAUGAUUGGAUUGAUCCACAUUUUCUUUGGGAUUGUCAUAGCUAGUCUUCCUUUUCCUUCCCAUAAUGGCUUGAUUAUCCCUGGAGGUUACCCCUUUUGGGGAGGGAUAUUUUUCAUUUCUUCUGGAUGUAUGUCAGCUGCAAACAGUCAAAAUCGUGACAUGGUGAAAUCAAGUAUAGGAAUGAAUAUCGCAAGUGCUAUCAUGGCAUUAACUAGUAUCCUGAUAUGUAUAGUUGACCUGGCCGUAAGGACGACUCCUUAUUCUGCAAAUUUAUCUGAGGGUUAUGAGAUAAAU
Messenger RNA from Notechis scutatus (mainland tiger snake), 546 nucleotides. NCBI's taxonomy places the organism in Eukaryota, Metazoa, Chordata, Lepidosauria, Squamata, Elapidae. The record is from RefSeq and is a predicted model, not a curated record.